GGCGAACAGCUGGAAAACAUCUGCAUGCUGGGUGGUGCGUUCACGGUCACACGGGAGAACAUAAGCUGGAAGCGUCCACCAUGUUGUGACCUCGUGUGAACCAGCGCUUCCUUUCACUUUGAUCGCCUGACCCCGACAACCAUCACGCCAUGUCCAGCGUCUCUCUCCCUCGCCAGAGGUCGUCGGCCAAUCCGGCGCCUUCUUACUGGCCGCUGCACUUCCUGCUGCUGGAGCUGCUGGUGCCGGGAAGCCUGCCCAGCAUGUCCAGACUGCCGGCCGCCACCAAGCGCGAGAUCCUCAUGGACGGCGACUUGGUGAUCGGCGGCCUCUUCCCGGUGCACCACAAGGGCGAAGGCACGGAGGACUGCGGGAAGAUCAACGAGGAGCGAGGCAUCCAGAGGCUGGAGGCCAUGUUGUUGGCGCUGGACGAGAUUAACGCCAGCGAUCGCAUUCUUCCUGGUCUCCAGCUGGGGGCGCACAUCCUGGACACCUGCUCCAAGGACACCUACGCUCUGGAGCAGUCCCUGGAUUUUGUCAGGGCGUCGCUCACCAAGGUGCACGACCCGGGUUUCAUCUGUCCCGAUGGCUCGCGGCCCGUCCAGAAUGAAGUCCCGCUGGCGAUAUCGGGGGUCAUUGGAGGGUCCUACAGCGACGUGUCCAUUCAGGUGGCCAACCUCCUGCGACUCUUCCAGAUCCCUCAGAUCAGCUACGCCUCCACCAGCGCCAAGCUGAGCGAUAAAUCCCGCUACGACUACUUUGCCCGCACCGUGCCCGCCGACUUUUACCAGGCCAAGGCCAUGGCGGAGAUCCUCCGUUAUUUCAACUGGACCUACGUCUCCACCGUGGCGUCAGAGGGCGACUACGGCGAGACGGGCAUCGACGCCUUCCAGCAGGAGGCCCGCUCUCGCCAGAUCUGCAUCGCCACCUCUGCCAAGGUGAGCCGCUCCAUGAACCGGCAGGGCUUUGAAAACGUGAUCCGCUCCCUGCAGCAGAAGUCCAACGCCAAGGUGGUCAUCCUGUUCACCCGCAGCGAAGACGCGCGGGAGCUCCUGGUGGCGGCUGCCCGCAUGAACGUGUCCUUCAUCUGGGUGGCCAGCGACGGCUGGGGGGCGCAGGAGAGCGUGGUGAGGGGCAGCGAGACGGCGGCGGACGGAGCGUUCACCAUCGAGCUGGCGUCUUAUCCCAUCAGGGAGUUCGAGGACUACUUCACCAAACUCAACCCGUACACCAACGCCAGGAACCCGUGGUUCAAAGAGUUCUGGGAGCACCGCUUCAGCUGCAGCCUCCAGCAGCACGGCUGCAGCGAGCGCAGCCUCAGAGACGGAACCUUUGAGCAGGAGUCCAAGAUCAUGUUUGUGGUCAAUGCGGUCUACGCCAUGGCCUACGCGCUGCACAACAUGAGGCAGGCCGUGUGCUCCAACACCUCCAAGGUGUGCGACGCCAUGAAGCCUGGCAACGGAAAACGCUUCUACAAGGAGUUCAUCCUGAAGACCAAGUUUGAAGCUCCGUUCCGGCCCGCCGAAACAGAGAACAUGGUGCGUUUCGACUCUGUGGGCGACAGCAUCAGCCGCUACAACAUCUUUCACUACCACAAAGAGGACGGGAAGUUCACCUACAGGAAAGUGGGCUACUGGGACCAGAACCUGACUCUGAACAACACGCUGGUCCACUGGCGGGGCCUGGUGCCGCCCACCUCCCAGUGCAGCGACCCCUGCAGGAAGAACGAGGUGAAAAGCAUGCAGCCCGGAGACGUUUGCUGCUGGAUCUGCAUCCCCUGUCAGCCCUACCAGCACCUGCAGGAUGAGUUCACCUGCGCCGAUUGCGGCUUCGGCCAGUGGCCUCUCGACAACCUGACCGGCUGCUACGACCUGCCGGAAGAGUACAUCCGCUGGGAGGACGCAUGGGCCAUCGGGCCCGUCACCAUCUCCUGCUUGGGAAUCAUGUGCACCCUGUCAGUGGUGGGGCUCUUCUUUAAGCACAACGAGACCCCCGUAGUGAAGGCGAGCGGCCGCGAGCUCUCCUACAUCCUCCUGCUGGGAGUCCUCAUGUGCUACAGCAUGACGUUCAUCUACAUCUCCAAACCUUCCACCGCCGUCUGCACCCUCCGCCGCCUGGGCCUGGGCACCUCCUUCGCCGUGUGCUACUCGGCCCUCCUCACCAAGACCAACCGCAUCGCUCGCAUCUUCAGCGGCGUGAAGGAAGGCGCCCAGCGGCCUCGCUUCAUCAGCCCGGCCUCCCAGGUGGCCAUCUGCGGCGCCCUCAUCUCCUGCCAGCUGCUGGUGGCCGUCGUCUGGCUCCUGGUGGAGGUGCCCGGCGUUAGGAAGGAGGCGAGCCCCGACAGGAGAGACGUGGUCACCCUCAAGUGCAACAGCAGAGACUCCAGCAUGCUCCUGUCGCUCACCUACAACUGCAUCCUCAUCGUCCUCUGCACCGUCUACGCCUUCAAGACGCGCAAGUGCCCGGAGAACUUCAACGAGGCCAAGUUCAUCGGCUUCACCAUGUACACCACCUGCAUCAUCUGGCUCGCCUUCCAGCCCAUCUUCUACGUCACGGCCAGCGACUACAGGGUGCAGACCACCACCAUGUGCAUCUCGGUCAGUCUGAGCGGCUCGGUGGUUCUGGGCUGCCUCUUCGCUCCUAAGAUCCACAUCAUCCUGUUCCAGCCUCAGAAGAACGUGUCCACGCUGCGGGUCACAACCAACCGCUUCAGUGCCACCGUGUCGGCCUCGGCCUCCGCCUCCGCCUCCGCCUCCGCCCCCAGCUCCAGUUACUCCAAAGGGUCGGCUUCAAACUACGUGCCGGCGGUUUGUAACGGCCGUGAGGUGCUGGAUUCCACAACUUCCUCUUUGUGAGAACGUUCCGCUGUCCUCAGUGAGGCCAGGUCGCCAUGGCGUGCAGCACAAGUUGGGAUGGGAAAUUUGUGUCUUAUUUUGCAACCCAAAAAUGAUUUGCGACCGAAAAAAUAUUUCAAAAAAUGCAAUAAAAUAAAAGUGGAUUCAAAAUUGACAGUUAUUUUCGAAGAAAAAAAUAUUUUGGUUGCAAAUCAUUUAUUUUAUUGUUACAAAUACUUUUAUUUGGUAAUGAAUCUUUUUCUUUUGUUAUUAUAAACCUUUUUUUGGUUAUAAAUAUGUUUUUUUGUUGCGACUCAUUUUUUGUGUUAUAAAUCU
Messenger RNA from Entelurus aequoreus (snake pipefish), 3167 nucleotides. RefSeq names its product glutamate receptor, metabotropic 2b (gene grm2b). The record is from RefSeq and is a predicted model, not a curated record. The transcript is spliced from 6 exons. Lineage: Eukaryota; Metazoa; Chordata; Actinopteri; Syngnathiformes; Syngnathidae. Gene Ontology annotation, molecular function: group II metabotropic glutamate receptor activity. Gene Ontology annotation, cellular component: membrane. Gene Ontology annotation, biological process: regulation of synaptic transmission, glutamatergic; G protein-coupled glutamate receptor signaling pathway. Bases 150 to 2852 code for a protein of 900 amino acids.